UUUUGAUAAAUAUUUUUCCCUCGUGAUAAAUUUUUCUUUAAUUUGCCAUCAAUUGGUAUAAUGCCCUCGCGUCUUUUGCUCUCUUCAUCACUGUCCUCAUUUAGACUUUUUGUGCAUUAUUUAAUCCUAUAAAAAGAUGGGUCUUCCUUUGGACUUGUGUUUUGCUGCCUCUAGAAGCUCUUGAAGCCGCGAAUUCCCUUCUGGGUCUGUUGAUGAUUCCUAGCCAUUCGGGUUUGGGCCACCAGAUACUUUUGCUGCUAAAGAUUCUGCCUUUGCUUCUCUCAGCUUCUAGUUUAGCUUCUUGUUUGAUAACCAUUGUUGCUCUGCAGGCAAAGACCCUGGUCUAUUGUUCUGCUUUUGCACCAUAAACAAAUUAAUUAAUUAAUUAAUUAAUUAAUUAAAAUUACAACUGUUUAUAAGAACUAGGAAACAGAGCCGUUUUAGUUUCCAAUAAAAUCGGAUAGAACCAGAGGUUCGUUAAACGGAUAACACUGCCUCUCCCCGCAAUGGCAAUGUGUUCCUUGCACUUCAGCAACACCCAUAUAAGAGGAUGGAGGCCCUUUAGACACAAGAAACACAAAUUCAACUUUUCUGAAACGUUCAUGUGUCCAACAAGAGGAAAUCCAAGUGAGGGCCAUCAAGUGUCACGGUCUAGCAUGCAUUGCUCUGCAGUCAACAAGGAACUGCUUUCAACAUGUGCAAACAUUUCAGAUUUGCCAUUAAGCGUUGUUGAGGAUGUAAGAUGUAUCAAUCUCAAUGUUGUGGAAGCAUCCGAAGCUACCUCAAAGUUCAUUCAGAGUUUUACACUGGCAGAUUUAGACCCUGCCACGGCAAAGCUAUUAAUUGGUUUUUUGGGGCCAUUUCUCUCAGCAUUUGGCUUUCUAUUUAUUUUGAGAAUAGUAAUGUCCUGGUACCCAAAGCUUCCUGUCGGGAAAUUUCCAUAUGUCAUAGCUUAUGCUCCCACAGAACCAAUUCUCAUUCCAACCCGGAAGGUGAUUCCACCUGUUGGAGGAGUGGAUGUGACUCCUGUGGUCUGGUUUGGAUUGAUAAGUUUCCUAAAUGAAAUACUGGUUGGCCCUCAAGGACUUCUGGUUCUUCUUUCUCAACAGGUUAACUGAUUUUCUUACUUCGUGAGGAGGCAGAAUUACAUUGAUCAAUUUGUUAUGUGAGACUUCAUGGUUGUAAAUGUAAACAUGUGAGGACUGAUUUCAUUAUUUAACCAUCAGAUAUUGAUGGUUCUUAACUGCAUAAACAUCAACAAUUAGAAUAUUUGAAAAAUAUUUCUUCAUAUAUAUAU
Molecule: messenger RNA, 1297 nt
Organism: Hevea brasiliensis (rubber tree)
Lineage: Eukaryota; Viridiplantae; Streptophyta; Magnoliopsida; Malpighiales; Euphorbiaceae
Product: protein COFACTOR ASSEMBLY OF COMPLEX C SUBUNIT B CCB3, chloroplastic-like
Exons: 3
Coding region: 507-1118 (203 amino acids)
Cellular component (GO): chloroplast thylakoid membrane
Source: RefSeq, a predicted model, not a curated record